AUGGCUCACGAGAUACCACUACAAGUGCAUCACAAAGCUCUGUCGGGAACGAAGACACGGAAGCACAAGCCUGUGAAUCAAGCUAAAUCUCAGUUGCCUAAUGGGCAAAAACCGGACUUUGGCUCGGGUUUGAAGGAGAAGCCCCUUAAAGGAAGGUCCCCCCAAUUACCCAAUGGCGAGAAACCGGAUUUUGGCGGCUCUGAUCAUAAGAAGGAUCAUGGCAGCAAGCCAAAUGGUAGCAGAAAAACCAGAAAAGCUUCUGGCAAGAAGACCAGUACUGUGCCUACAACCCCUAUUUCGUCGAACGAGCCAAGAAAGUCUGAAGGAAAGGAAUGCUACGCUGGGUCGUCGUUCCACUCGUCGCCAGAGGCUUUAGCUCUCCCCAAGCCGUCUUUUGCGAGGAAUUCUCCGCAGGCACCCUCUACAGGGACUUUCAGUCCUCUGAACCAACCACCUGUGAAUGCUGUUUCACAUGACGUGGCCAUGCCCCAUGCUUUUGUGUACCAGGGCAUGCCCCCAAGUGGGCCACCACGCCAUCCCGUCACGGCUUAUCCGCCAUCACCACUUCCAGGUUUUGCCUAUAACACAAACAGACAGGGCUACAUUAAUUACCUGUACCCGCCGGCAGCAAUUCCGCAGCCACCUUUACCGUUGCAAUCAAUUCCUUUUCAGAACUAUCCUGUUCCACAACCACCAUCGAAUCAGCAGUUCGGAGGCCAGAAAAUAACGUUCAACGAGUUAAUGGGCUCGUCUCACUGA
This is a messenger RNA of Metschnikowia bicuspidata var. bicuspidata NRRL YB-4993, 759 nucleotides long. RefSeq lists its product as uncharacterized. The record is from RefSeq and is a predicted model, not a curated record. The transcript has a single exon. Bases 1 to 759 code for a protein of 252 amino acids. Lineage: Eukaryota; Fungi; Ascomycota; Pichiomycetes; Serinales; Metschnikowiaceae.